CUUGAUAUACCUCAUGCCAAAGUAUAUAGAAUCACAGCAACUUAGUUUUUAUAACUGCUUCAUUUGUCAUCACACUGUGGCACACAAACUGUGUAAAACUGUGUUAACUUUCACCUAAUGUCAAAAGAUGACUUUAGAAAAACUUGGUCAGUCAGUGUUCACUCCACCCCAUAGCAAAAUGUGUAACAUUGCAAAAAAUUACUUUAACACUGCAUAACAACAUGCUUAGGGACCCCAAAAGGCUAGAUGUGGGAGGAGGUGACAAUGGAUUUGAUAUAAAAGAAAGUACCAAACGAAAAAAAAGACAGGGAGGCAGAGAAUCAACCUGGGCCGCUGGAAAGACCUACACGUUACAGGGUUAUGAUUGUCUCAAUUCCAACACUGCUUUCAUACAGACAGAGGGUUUGUAUCUAAUCAACAAACAGAGACACCUGCAGGAAUUUCAACUUUCAAGGGCUUAAUUGACUUCCUUUGCUGCACAACAGCUAGCUGAAGCAGAAUCGGGGAAAGCCAAUAUGAAGUUCGUCACCUUGACUGUGAUUAUGUCAUUGCUCGGGACAAACAUGGCGUUGGUCUUAAACAGAAAAACAGGUGGCGCUGCCGUCCCACUAGAUGUCCAGGAGGUUGCUUGUGAAAUGCCCCGAGCCUGUGACAUGAGCAAAUACAGUGACUGGUACAGAGUGGGAUCCACCUGUGUCAAGUACUUCAAGACUCCUCUCAACUUCAGUAUGGCUGAGAUGGAGUGCAGGUCUGCUGCCCCCAGUGGCCACCUGGUGUCAGUGCACAACUGCAUGGUCAACUCGGAUGUCCUCUGCCUGGUGAAGAAGCAUAACCCCCAGAACCUUCGCUUCUGGCUGGGCGGAUUUGAACUCUUCCAGUCUGGUCAGUAUAUGUGGACGGACGGGUCCAAAUGGGAUUUCGAAGAGUGGACCCCAGGAGAGCCCAUCUCACGGUGGAAGAACCGCGAGGACUGUGUGGAAAUGAACUGGAGCCAUGUCGGGAAGUGGAACGAUGACACCUGUUCCAAAAAGAAGGGAUACAUGUGUGCCUUCAAGCGUUCUCAUUCUUCCUUGGACGGAGCUGUUUGAAAUGGUACCCUAAUCCACACAUAGUGCACUCAUUUUGACCGAAGUCCUAUAGGCGGUGCAAUGGAAAGGGUCCCAUGUGACCCCCAUCCAGCUUUCUGACACUGAAACCGAACCACGGAUGGGUGUCUGCUUCAAGCCAACUAAAAAAACAUAUAAAUAAAGUGUUAAGCAAU
Molecule: messenger RNA, 1261 nt
Organism: Esox lucius (northern pike)
Lineage: Eukaryota; Metazoa; Chordata; Actinopteri; Esociformes; Esocidae
Product: C-type lectin lectoxin-Thr1-like
Exons: 7
Coding region: 516-1088 (190 amino acids)
Molecular function (GO): signaling receptor activity
Source: RefSeq, a predicted model, not a curated record